Leptosia nina is the source of this 657-nucleotide messenger RNA. The record is from the annotation of a GenBank genome assembly. NCBI's taxonomy places the organism in Eukaryota, Metazoa, Arthropoda, Insecta, Lepidoptera, Pieridae.
AUGUUCCUCGCUCGCCUACGGUCAGAUCUCGCGGUGGUGGAGUGGGAUUCUUUAUCCGGCAAGAAAUCGUUGCGCGUAGAGUCUCAUUCCCAGCCCACCCCACGUGGCGACAAUACAAGCCUGUGGCGUAUAAGAGCUGGAUCGAGUUGGGCGAACAGUGGCGGAUCAGUUCACAACGUGAACCAAGUGCUUUUCAAUCCGUACUAUAAUCCUAGGAUUCGAGAUGGCGACAUCGCUAUUAUCAGAACUCCAUCAAACUUUGUGUAUAGCAACACUGUAAGACCUGCAUCUAUCGCCGGUGUAAACUAUGUUUUAAAUGACAAUCAAGCUGUGUGGGCGAUUGGUUGGGGAUCUGCCUACUUUGGUGGACCCACGUCUCAACAGCUACGUCACGUACAAAUAUGGAGUGUGAAUCGGACUGUUUGUAAGAGCCGAUACAGAUCUAUCGGAUAUACAGUGACUGAUAAUAUGAUAUGCGCCGGCUGGCUAGAUGUGGGGGGAAGAGACCAAUGUCAAUAUGACGCCGGCGGCCCCCUCAUCCACAACAAUGCUGUAGUGGGAAUAUGCUCCUGGGGCUACCAGUGUGGAUCGCCCACUUACCCCGGUGUUAACACUCGCAUCUCCAAAUACACCCCUUGGAUACAGGCCAACGCCUAA